Molecule: messenger RNA, 595 nt
Organism: Tuber melanosporum (Perigord truffle)
Lineage: Eukaryota; Fungi; Ascomycota; Pezizomycetes; Pezizales; Tuberaceae
Exons: 2
Coding region: 52-453 (133 amino acids)
Biological process (GO): mitophagy
Molecular function (GO): mitochondrion autophagosome adaptor activity
Source: RefSeq, a predicted model, not a curated record
CUUAACUAAACACCGCGACAAACAAACAAACAACAUCCCAUCAACCACAAGAUGCCCACCCCUCACCUCCCCCAGCUCCAAGACACCCUGCUCUCGAGCUCCUUCGACUCCCUCCACUCCCUGGACUCCCCCACCGCCUCGGAAUACAGUACGUCCCUCCUCCACCACCACCACCGCUACCAAAGGCAGCACCCCCUACCCCCCAUCCCGGAUCUCCGCUUCGAGCAGAGCUACCUGAACAGCAUCGCCGCGGCGAACGGCGUGUGGUGGAAGGUACUGCUCAUCACGAUGAAGGACCAAGUGCUCCUGCCGCUGCUGCAGGGUCUCGGGUACAAUUUGGUGCUUAUUGGGUGGAAGGGGUGGAAUUUGGGGGCUGGGUGGGGUGGGAGGGGGGUUGGUUCGAGGCUUCGGGGAUGGUGGUGGGGGGUUAAUUAUUGGGAGGGGAAGGCAUGAUAAUAUGAUACUGGUGGGGUAUAGCUGGAUGGGGGGGGUUUUUUUUUAAAAAAAAAAGAAAAAUUCAAGUUUGUCCUCCAUGCCAUGCUGUGUUUUUAAUAUGAGUUGGUAUAUGGACGGGUAGUUAUCGUAUUACCCUGCA